Messenger RNA from Prunus armeniaca (apricot), 2367 nucleotides. NCBI's taxonomy places the organism in Eukaryota, Viridiplantae, Streptophyta, Magnoliopsida, Rosales, Rosaceae. The record is from the annotation of a GenBank genome assembly.
AUGGCGGCAUUUAUCAAACUCGAGGAUUCCCCAAUGUUUCAGAAGCAGAUAUAUUCUCUAGAACAGACAGCCGAUGAGUUGAAAGAUCGCUGCCAAAAAUUAUACAAAGGGUGUAAGAAGUUUAUGGCGGCUCUCGGAGAAGCAUGUAAUGGAGACACCACUUUUGCAGAUUCUUUGGAAGCAUUUGGUGGUGGACUGGAUGAUCCUGUUAGCGUAUCCAUAGGAGGUCCAGUAAUGUCCAAAUUCGUUACUGCAUUUCAAGAGCUUGCCACUUAUAAAGAGCUUCUUCGCUCCCAAGUAGAGCAUGUGUUGGUUGAUCGGUUGAUGAACUUUAUGACAGAUGAUAUGCAAGAUGCAAAGGAGUCCCGACGUCGUUUUGACAAAGCUAUACAUGGUUAUGAUCAGGCACGGGAAAAGUUUGUGUCCUUAAAGAAGAGUACACGGGGAGACAUUGUAGCAGAACUAGAGGAGGAUCUACAAAAUUCAAAAUCAACAUUCGAGAAGAGCCGCUUUAACCUAGUAAACUCACUAAUGAAUAUUGAAUCAAAAAAGAAGUACGAGUUUUUGGAAUCUAUUAGUGCAAUCAUGGAUGCUCAUCUGAGAUACUUUAAGCUGGGAUACGAGUUAUUCAGCCAAAUGGAACCAUAUAUUCACCAGGUGUUGACGUAUGCACAACAAUCUAAAGAACAGUCCACCGUUGAGCAAGAGAAACUUCACAAAAGGAUUCAGGAAUUUAGAACACAAGCCGAGCUGGACAGUGUACGAGCUUCCAGUAAUAUUGAGCCAUCUGCAGCGGUUGAUGGCAAUCGUGCCUUUGGUUUGGCUUCUUACAAAAAUAUAGACGCAAUUAUGCAGUCCAGUGCAAAUGGGAAGGUCCAGACGAUCAAGCAAGGAUAUCUAUUGAAACGAUCUUCAAGUUUAAGGGGAGAUUGGAAGAGGAGGUUUUUCGUACUGAACAAUCAAGGGUCUUUAUUUUAUUACAGAAUUAAGGGUACCAAACCCAUGGGCUCUCAAUCACAUCACUUCACACGUUCACCUGAACAUCACAGUGGUGUGUUUGGUAGAUUUCGUUCAAGACAUAGGGGACCUUCACUUAAUGAGAACAUUCUGGGCUGCCGUACUGUUGAUCUGUGCACCUCAACAAUUAAGAUGGAUGCAGAGGAUACAGAUCUUCGACUUUGCUUCAGAAUAAUAUCCCCACUGAAAACUUACACAUUGCAGGCUGAAAAUGAUGCAGAUAGGAUGGAUUGGAUAAACAAAAUAACAGGAGCUAUUCAAUCUCUUUUGAAUUCUCAGCUUCUUGAACAGCCACAUCCUAGAAACAUGAAUCUCAAGAGUAGUAAAUCUGGUCUUGGCACAUAUGGUGUUCAUCCACUAAAUAGCAAUGAAAGUAGAGAAGAUACCAUAAAAUUCAACAGAAUAGAUUCUGUUUCUAGUAUUCUCAGGGAAAUCCCUGGAAAUGAUCUUUGUGCAGAGUGCAGUGCUCCUGAGCCUGAUUGGGCAUCUCUUAAUCUUGGCAUACUGGUGUGCAUCGAAUGUUCUGGUGUUCACCGGAAUCUUGGUGUACAUAUUUCAAAGGUGAGAUCUCUAACAUUAGAUGUCAAGGUUUGGGAACCUACAAUUGUGGACUUAUUUCGCAACUUGGGUAAUGCUUAUUGUAACUCUGUAUGGGAACGAACGCUUCUACUUGAAAAUGAAAGAGCAAAUGGCUCAAAGGCCACUAGGGCUUCAAUUUUAAAACCAGGCCCUGAAGAUGCAAUUCAGCAUAAGGAAAUAUACAUUCAAGCAAAGUAUGUAGAGAAAGUGAUGGUUGUUAGAGAAGCUGUAUCGGGCAUGCCUCUUCUUGCAGCAAGCAUAUGGCAAGCAGUGAAGACUUGUAAUUUACAAGAAGUCUAUCGUCUUAUUGUGAUGUCAGAUGUGAACAUCAUUGACACCACCUUUGAUAAUGUGGUGGGUGUUGAUUUAUAUCACCAUGCUGAUGCACAAGACUUGGAGUCAGAUUUUCACACAAUGGAGAUGAAACAGCACGAUCCAGCAGCAUGUGAGAGAAUCAAGGAUGCCAAUGAGCCAGGGAACUGUCUUCAAGGUUGUUCAUUACUGCAUCUGGCUUGUGACUCUGGCAAUCCAAUGAUGAUUGAAUUGUUGCUGCAAUUUGGUGCCAACAUAAAUUUGCGUGAUUUCCAUGGAAGGACUCCUUUGCACCGUUGUAUCUCCAGUGGGAACAACUCGUUGGCAAAGUUUCUACUUAGGAGAGGCGCACGCCCAUCAAUUCAAGAUGGAGGAGGGCAAAGUGCACUGGAGAGAGCGAUGGAGAUGGGGGCGAUUACAGAUGAGGAGUUGUUUAUAAAACUUUCUGAAUCUGAGUGA